CAUGUUAAUGUUUUGAGAGGUUGUGCAUGAUUUUCAAACUCCGGUCGAUCUGAAAAAUCGUGAAAUCCAACUGGGAGUGCCUUAAAUUCAUCAUGGUAAGAGUGAUUUCCCAAGAGACCUUCGAUGCCGUGGUCACGGAGAACAUGGAGGAAUUUGGCAUGGACCGCAUCGAGGCCGUUCAAGAGGCCCAGCAGCAGUUUCAGACCCAGGGCGUAAAUUUGGACAAUAUUGUGACGGAUUCUGCGGAAAUUGAUCAUCCCAUGGUUCAAGCCAUCAAAUUCUUGGCGACUCCGGGGGAUGCCUCCCCAGAGGACUUAGGCCAGCGCUGUGAUAUCAUUGCCCAAGAGUGUGCCAAGGGGUUGGCUGAGCGCGUGAUGGCCACCAAGCACAAGGCCUACGAGAUCCUGGUACAAACCACUCAUCACGACGAGAUCGUGGUUCAAUCCCACGCCAUGCAGGCCUUGAAAGAGUUGUUGAAUGGCAAUCCUGAUCCGCUGGAGCCUGAAGGCUUUAAGGCACUUUUAAAGGCCUUGAACGAAACCGACGCAAAUUUGAUUCAACAAUCCUUGGGCGUCACAUUGAACUGCUGUGUCAGACACGAGGGCAACCGCCAAAACUUUAUUCGAAAUGGGCUUUUGAUUCAUUUGAACCGAUUGUAUGACACCUAUCCCAUUGAAGUGGUCCAAAUCUGGCAGGCCUUGGUCCAGGAUGAUGAUGUGAGAGUGCCAUUCGGGCAAGCUCAUGAGCAUGCCCGUGAAAUUGUGGAAGAACAUUCGGCGCUGACUAAACUCACCCAGACUAUCGGCCAGAACUCUAAUCCCAAGGAAUUGCCGCUCAUCUUGUCCUGUUUGAGUAGUCUGUGUGUGCGGAACGAGUAUUGCCAAGCCGUAGCAGCCGAUGGGGGCUUGAAGGUGCUUUUGGAGUUGUUAGUCGAUCCGGAUCAGACCAAGGAUGUCGUGGGCGAAGUCUUGAAACUCAUCAAAGCUCUAGCUGGCAAUGAUAACGUCAAGAGAGACAUCCUUAAACUGGACGGGAUUCGCGUCAUCGUAAAUUCCAUGAGCAAGUACACGUCCGUGAAACUGGUGGCCAUGUUCGGAUCCUCGGCCCUCACUGCGGUGUCUUUACGAAGCCCGGAGAAUGCCACGGCCAUCAUGGCGUGUGGAGGAGGGCAAUUGUUGACUCAAAUACUCAAGAUACACAUGAACACGCCCAAGAUUCUGAUCUCUUGUUGCAACGCCAUUCGGAACAUUGUUAGCCGCUCUCGUGAACUGACCGCGGAAUUUGUGGAAUUAGACAUUGAGGAUCUUCUGAACAAAAUUCGACGACUCCAUCCUAGUGCUGAAGAUGCUGUUAAAGCCGCCCUACGAGAUCUUGGUCUCAAAGUGGAUUUGAAAGAAAUAUGGACCGGAGGAGCCGUCAAAAAUGAGUGAUAAUAGUUGGCAGCUCGUAUUAAUCAACUUAAAACAAUUUGAAAUUAAUCAUUCUUUUGCACUUCAUUGCAACUAAAAUCACAGCUAAGAAUUCUUUGUUUUGAUCUGGGUCGUAUCGUGUCCUUUAAAAAGAGAACGAGAAGAGGCGGAUACGAGAAUUUUUAUUUUCAUGCAUUUUCCUUUUACACAUGCAUCAUGAUCAUGCUAAGCAGAGGGUAGGUUAAACAUAUACAAUCCUUUUAAAACAUUACAACCAAUUAGACGUACAUUGUUUGCUCACUGGAUUAAUCGAUUACUGAUAUUGAGCUCAUCAAUAAAUUUGUUCAUCCAGAGAA
Molecule: messenger RNA, 1765 nt
Organism: Tigriopus californicus
Lineage: Eukaryota; Metazoa; Arthropoda; Copepoda; Harpacticoida; Harpacticidae
Product: armadillo repeat-containing protein 6-like
Exons: 5
Coding region: 93-1430 (445 amino acids)
Biological process (GO): hematopoietic progenitor cell differentiation
Molecular function (GO): protein binding
Source: RefSeq, a predicted model, not a curated record